Thermochaetoides thermophila DSM 1495 is the source of this 1239-nucleotide messenger RNA. RefSeq lists its product as uncharacterized. The coding region runs from base 1 to 1239 and encodes 412 amino acids. The record is from RefSeq and is a predicted model, not a curated record. NCBI's taxonomy places the organism in Eukaryota, Fungi, Ascomycota, Sordariomycetes, Sordariales, Chaetomiaceae. The transcript is spliced from 3 exons.
AUGAGGGGCUCCGUCGUGUACCGCAACUUGUGCAAGGUCAGGGUGAUCUUCUGUAGGGAGCAGGUUGCCUCGGCCUCGUCUUCGGCGGACUGGGGCAAGAUACUCAGGUGGCGCUCCGGCCCCGUUGAUGACUGGCCAACGGUUAUAGUCGUGAAUGGGCGGGCGAUUUUAGAUACGGAGCAGGUGGCUGCGUACCUGGCUGCCCAGGCCUUCCGCCCAGCCGGGGCGCAGGUGGGACCCCGCCCGUUGUGGUUGGGGUCCCGCCUGACCCCCAGUGAUGAAGAGCUCAAGGACGCGUUUUGGGGGCCACACCUAACCCCCCGGGUCCGGACGGGAUCCCUCUGGCGUUCCUCAGGCACGUCUGGGACGUCGUGCGCCCGGCUACCCGGGCCCUCGUCGGGGGCUGCGUCGCGCACGGGCCUUCCCCGGGGCCUUGAAGCAAGCAACGGUGUCACUCUAGACGUCGACCCUGCCUACCCUUCGGUCCAACCACCGGUCCUCCGCGAGGUCUUGGCUGCCCAGGGCUGGCCCCGCUGGCUGUGUGAGGCGGCGGCGGACUUCUGCCACGCUCGCCGGUUUUCCAUUCGGUGGACGCAGUUUAACUUCCGAUCAGACACGGGUCUCCCACAGGGUCCCCGUGGUCUCCGAUCCUGUUCUGUACUCUAUGCCAAUCAUAACCCCUUCGCAACAAGGGUCCUCAAUUCAUGUACAUGGACGGCCACACCCAACUGUCGUGGAGGCGUCGGCGACUGCCUCGAUUGUGGGUCUGAGUUAACGCCUGUGCAACACGGAGGUUCGGGGCUUCCUCCACUAGCUGGCCCCAACAUCUUCAACACGGCCAUUGCUCCCUCCCUCCUGUACGGCAUGGUCCAACUCGACACAGGCCCAACCAGGGCCGGGGUUAACAGCCGCCUGGUCCCAUCCAGGCUCACGUCAGCCCGGUCGUCUCAUCAAGGUCGCAAAUGCGGCGCUGAGGGUGACAUUACCGGUGUGGAAGACGAUUCCGAGCCGUGGCUCUGGUGGCUGGCAGGUUUAUACCCCGAGUACCUGCCGGACAGGGAGCGGGAGCGGUGGAGGUGCCGCGCCGAAUGUUGCCGGCCAACCCCCCUCCAGGCCAGGCUUGCCCGACCCCCUUACCGCGGCUGGUCCCGCCUGCACCAGGCGGCCGACGGUCUCGGGGUCCAAUUCCAACGGGAGCCAAAGCGCCCGGGAGUUAGUGCGUGGCUCAGCCUUCCCUAA